AUGGGUUUAGUGGUGAAGCAGAACGUGGACAAAGCCCUGCAGUUCCUCAAAGAGCAGCGAGUCCACCUGGAGAACGUCGGCUCUCACGACAUCGUGGAUGGAAACCACCGGCUCACGCUGGGCCUCAUCUGGACCAUCAUCCUCCGCUUCCAGAUCCAGGUGAUCAAAAUAGAGACAGAGGACAACCGAGAAACCCGUUCGGCCAAGGAUGCUCUGCUGCUCUGGUGCCAGAUGAAGACUGCAGGGUACCCGGAGGUCAACAUCCAGAACUUCACCACCUGCUGGAGAGACGGCCUCGCCUUCAACGCCCUCAUACACAGACACAGACCCGACCUGAUAGAGUUCCACAAGCUGACGCGGUCCAAUGCAACCCACAACCUCCAGCAAGCCUUCAACAUCGCCGAGCAGCACCUGGGCCUCACCAAGCUGCUGGACCCGGAGGUGCAGAUAAAUUCUCAGAAAAUGUCGCCACACCGAUUAGAAGUUCAGGUGAUGUUUCAGGAAAAGGGGAAUCUCGAGGUCCUCCUCUUCACCAUCCAAAGCAAACUCAGAGCCAAUAACCAGAAACCCUAUGUGCCUCAUGACGGGAAGCUCAUCUCAGACAUUAACAAGGCCUGGGAGAGGCUGGAGAAGGCGGAGCAUGAGAGGGGCGUGGCUCUGCGGAAGGAGCUGAUUCGUCAGGAGAAGCUCGAGCUGUUGGCUCAGCGCUUCGACCACAAAACCACCAUGAGGCAAGCCUGGCUCAACGAGAAUCAAAGACUCGUAUCGCAGGACAAUUUCGGCUACGACCUACCAGCGGUCGAGGCAGCGAUGAAGAAGCACGAGGCCAUCGAGGCGGACAUCGCCUCCUACGAAGAGCGGAUCGGCGUGGUUGUGGAGCUCGCGGCGGAGAUGGAGGCGGAAGGAUACUACGACAUCCGACGCAUCUCAGCGCGCAAGGAGAACAUUCUGGGCCAGUGGAGUCUGCUGAAGGAGCUGGUGGCCGGGAGGAGGACUCGGCUGGAGAAGAACCUGUGUCUGCAGAAGACUUUCCAGGACAUGGUGUACAUGAUCGACUGGAUGGAGGACACACAGGCCCAGCUGCUGUCAAAGGACUUUGGGAAGCAUCUUUUGGAGGUGGACGACCUGCUGCAGAAACACAGCCUGCAGGAGGCCGACAUCGGCGUGCAGGCCGAGAGAGUCGAGACGCUCAACACCGCUGCGCUCAAGUUCACCACGAUAGAGGGUUACCAACCAUGUGACCCACAGGUGAUCUGUAACCGUGUCAACCACGUGUCGUCCUGUCUGGAGGAGCUGAAACAGCUAGCGGCUAAGAGACGCGCUGAGCUGGAGGAGUCAAGACAGCUGUGGGCGUUUUUCCAGGAGCUGGAGGAGUCGGGGGCCUGGAUCCGAGAGAAGAGCGCCAUCCUGGGAGCUCAGGGUUACGGGAAGGACCUGAGCAGUGUGCUGAGGCUACUGCAGAAACACAAGACUCUGGCUGGAGAACUGCUGGCUCACCGGUCGCUGCUGCAGAACACCAUGAAGCGAGGGAAGCAGAUCCUGAGCGAGAAGAGCUUCGGCACCGCCGGGAUCCAGGAGCACAUCAUGGACGUGAAGGCCGAGUGGAAGAGGCUGGAGGACCAGGCGGCGCAGCGUCUCGGUCACCUGCAGGAGGCGCUCAACUUCUUCCAGUUCUCCACGGAGACGGACGACCUGGUGGCCUGGCUGCAGGACGCCUACCGCCUGGUGUCCAGCGAGGACUUCGGCCACGACGAGUACUCCACCCAGUCCCUGCUGAAGAAGCACCGCGGGGUCAGCGAGGCCGUCGACAAGCACCGGCUGCACGUGGUGGCGCUGCGCAAACACAUGGUGGCGCUGCCUCUGCGGUACCGCGAUCAGGAGGAGGUGCAGGUGAGGAUGGGGGAGGUGGAGCAGCUGUACACGGAGGUGGCCGAGGUGGCCGUCCUCAGGCAGCAGUGGCUUCACGACGCCCUCGCCGUCUACCGCAUGUUCAGCGAGGUCAACGCCUGCGAGCUGUGGAUCGACGAGAAGGAGCAGUGGCUGGACAAGAUGGAGGUUCCCGAGAAGCUGGAGGACGUGGAGGUGGUGGCGCACAGGUUCGAGAGCCUGGACCAGGAGAUGAACAGCCUGAUGGGGAGGAUCCUGGACGUUAAUCAGAUUGUCCAGCAGCUCCUGGAUGGAGGUCAUCCAUCUUCUACCGAGGUCAGGGGCUGUCAGGACCACCUCAACUCCAGGUGGAACAGCAUCGUGGAGCUGGUGGAGCAGAAGAAGGACCAGCUGGACUCGAUGCUGCGCCUCCAGAACUACCUGCUGGAGUGCGCAGAGAUCAAGUCCCAGAUCCAGGACAAGAGGAAAGCCAUCGACGCCACCCAGUACGUGGGCAGCGACCUGGGAGGAGUCCUGGCGCUGCAGAGACGCCUCUCCACCAUGGAGGGAGCUCUGUCGGUCCUGGAGCCCAAACUGCUGCAUCUGCAGGAAGAGGCGGAGCAUCUGGCCACCGCUCACACGGGCCGAGCCAUAGAGAUCCUGGUGCCGUUCGACGGCAUCAGCGUGGAGUGGGAGGAGCUGAAACGGACCCUGCAGGGAUGUGAGGACUCGCUGAUGGUGGCGAGCAGGCUGCAGAGCUUCAUACAGGACCUGGACUCGUUCCUCACCUGGCUGGUUCAGACUCAGACGGCCGCCGCCUCCGACCAGCUCCCCAACGACCUGGAGGAGGCCGAGAGGCUCAUCAACAAACACGCCGCUCUCAAGGAGGAGAUUGGACGGUACGAGGAGGACUACGAGCGUCUGCAGGCCAUGAACGAGCUGCUGGAGUCGGAGGAGGCUCCUCUCCCUCAGGCCGCCCUGCAGCAGUGGCUGCAGAAGCUGGACGUGGGCUGGAACAAGCUGCUGGAGAUGUGGGAGAGCCGGAGAGAGGUCCUGGUCCAGGCCCACAUCUUUCACCUUUUCCUGCGAGACGUCAAACAGGCCGAGUCCUUCCUCAACAACCAGGAGUCGGCGCUGGCUCACGUGGAGCUGCCCACCACGGUGGAGACGGUGGAGGCGGCCAUCAAGAAGCACAAGGACUUCACCACCACCAUGGAGCUCAACCUGCACCGCAUCAAGGCCGUGAUCGAGGCCGGAGAGAGCCUCAUCAGCCAGAACAACAUCUACUCGGAGCGCAUCAGGGAGCGGAUCGACGCCCUCGCCAGCAGGGGGAACCAGAACAGAGAGCUGGCCCAGCAGUGGCUGGAGAAGCUCAACGACCAGUGGGAGCUGCAGAGGUUCCUGCAGGACUGUCACGAGCUGGGGGACUGGGUGUACGAGAAGAUGCUGAUGGCGAGGGACAGCAGCCGAGACGAGACCCAGAAGCUUCACAAGAAAUGGCUGAAGCACCAGGCCUUCAUGGCCGAGCUGGCCCAGAACAAGGAAUGGCUGGACAAAAUUGAAAAGGAGGGUCAGCAGCUGAUCCAGGAGAAGCCGGAGCUCAGCCCGGUGGUCCGCAGGAAGCUGGAGGAGAUCCGGGAGUGCUGGCAGGACCUGGAGAGCACCACUCAGGCCAAAGCCCGGCAGCUCUUCGAAGCCAACAAGGCCGACCUGCUGGUGCAGAGCUACGAGAGCCUGGACCAGAGGCUGGGCCAGCUGGAGGGGCAACUGGCCUACGUGGACCAGGGGCAGGACCUGACCACCGUCAACAAGCAGCUCAAGAAACUGCACACCAUGGAGAGCCAGAUGGAGGAGUGGUACAAGGAGGUGGGGCAGCUCCAGGUGCAGGCGUCCUCCAUCCCGCAGCAGACGCAGGUCAAGGAGACGGUGGCCGAGCGACAGGCCGCCGUGGAGGCCCGGAUGGUGCGUCUGAUCGAGCCGCUGAAGGAGAGGCGACGCAUCCUGCUGGCGUCGAAGGAGGUCCAUCAGGUCGGACGAGACCUGGAGGACGAGAUUUUGUGGGUGCAGGAACGCCUCCCGAUGGCCAUGUCUCAGGAGCACGGCUCGACUCUGCAGGCCGUCCAGCAGCUCAUGAAGAAGAACCAGACCCUCCAGCGGGAGCUGCAGGGCCACCGGGGCCGAAUCGAGGACGUCCUGGAGAGGGCGGCCAUCAUCGCUUCCAUACGCAGCCCGGAGGCCGACUGCGUCAGGGCCGGCCACGACCAGCUGGCCCAGCUGUGGGCUCUGCUCUGGGCCGAGACCGAGAGGAGGCAGCUGGUCCUGGACGCCAUGUACCAGGCCCAGCAGUACUACUUCGACACGGCCGAGGUGGAGGCCUGGCUGAGCGAGCAGGAGCUGCACAUGAUGAACGAGGAGAAGGGGAAGGAUGAGCCGAGCACGCUGCAGCUGCUGAAGAAACACUUGGUCCUGGAACAGACCAUCGAGGACUACGCGGAGACCAUCGGCCUGCUGUCGCAGCAGUGCCGACAGCUGCUGGAGAUGGGGCAUCCAGACUGCGAGCAGAUCAGCAAGCGUCAGUCCCAGAUCGACCGGCUCUACGUGUCUCUGAAGGACCUGGUGGAGGAGAGGAAGAGCCGCCUGGAGCAGCAGUACUGGCUCUACCAGCUCAACCGGGAGGUGGACGAGCUGGAGCAGUGGAUCGCUCAGAGGGAGGUGGUGGCCAGCUCGCCCGAACUGGGUCAAGACUUCGAGCACGUCACCGUCCUGCAGGAGAAGUUUACAGAGUUUGCGUCGGAGACGGGCAGCGUGGGGCAGGAACGGGUGACGGCGGUCAACCAGAUGGUGGACGAGCUCAUCGACUACGGCCACUCGGAGGCGGCCACCAUCGCCGAGUGGAAGGACGGCGUGAACGAGGCCUGGGCCGACCUGCUGGAGCUCAUGGAGACCCGCGCCCAGAUGCUCGCCGCCUCGCACCAGCUGCACAAGUUCUUCUCCGACUGCAGAGAGGUUUUGGCCCAGAUUGAGGACAAACAUCGGAGGCUGCCGGAGGUUCGGGCUCGGCAGGGCAGCACUGCCAACACCAGCACCCUGCAGAGACUCCUGCACAGCUUCGAACAGGACAUUCAGCUGCUCGUCACACAGGUGCGUCAGCUGCAGGAGAGCGCGGCCCAGCUGAGGACGGUGUACGCCGGCGAGAAGGCCGAAGCCAUCGCCUGCCGCGAGCACGAAGUGAUGCAGUGCUGGAAAGAGCUGCUGACGUCCUGCGAGGAGUGCCGAGUGCAGAUCACCACCGAGACGGACAAGCUGAGGUUCUUCGGCAUGGUCCGAGAUCAGAUCAUGUGGAUGGACUCCAUCAUCUGCCAGAUAGGGACGGGAGAGAAGCCCAGGGACGUGUCCUCGGUCGAGGUGCUGAUGAAUUAUCACCAGAGUCUGAAGAGCGAAGUGGAGGCUCGCAGCCGGAGCAUCCUGGAGUGCAUCGAGAUGGGAAAGACGCUGCUGGCUGCCAGGAACCCUGCAGCUGAAGAGAUCAAGGAGAAGCUGGACAGGGUGAUGGCGAAGCAGCACGAGCUUUCUGAGAAGUGGGACAAACACUGGGAAGUCCUGCAGCAACUGCUGGAGGUCCACCAGUUCGCCCAGGAGGCGGUGGUGGCCGAGGCCUGGCUCACCGCUCAGGAGCCCUUCAUCAACAGCAACGAGCUCGGCGGCAGCGUGGACGAGGUGGAGCAGCUGAUUCGCCGACACGAAGCCUUCCGCAAAGCCGCCGCCACCUGGGAGGAGAGGUUCAGCUCGCUGCGACGGCUCACCACGGUGGAGAAGUUGAAAGCAGAGCAGAGCAAACUGCCCCCGACCCCUCUGCUGGGGCGCAAAGUCUUCCUGGACCCCCUAGAUGCCUCCCCCACCCCGGCCACCCUCCCCCGCCUCCCGAUCUCGCCCGUCAUGAGACAGACCAUCUACGAGCAGAACGAAGCCAGCUCUCCUCCCUCCCCGUCGCCCGCCACCCCGACGCCGUCUCCGUCCUCCGUGGUCCGGCGGCUCGGCUCCACCGUCGCCAACUACACCCCCGUGAUGAACGGCUCCAGUUACCGCCACACGCUGGAGGCCCGGCACGGCAGCGGCGGCGGCGUGGUGGGCGUGGCCGCGGGACUGGGCCAGCCCGCUCCAUCCUCCAUCGCGUCAGUCGCCACGGCGGCCAUGUUGGUUUCAGCCAACCAGGUGCGAGAAAGCGCCAGCGCAGCCAGAGAGCAGGCGACGAAGGCCAUGAGCCACCUGCAGCCGGUGCAGGCGGCGAGGGAGCUGGAGGUGAAGUCGUCCCCGUAUCUACGGCAACCUAAAAUCAAACACCUGGAUGACGCCGUGACGCCGCUGCUGGUGGCGAGCCGGCUGGAGAAGGCGAGGGAGAGGGAGAGGGGCAGGGAGCGAGAGAUGAUGAUGGGGGAGAUCGGGACGGAGAGGGCAGAGGUGGCGGUGAUGGCCGAGGUGGUGCUGCAGGAGCCGGGGGGCCGCGAGCGUCUGCACAGUGAGCCCACCAGGGGGCCCCGGGGAUCCAGGACCGACCCGCUGGGCCACGCCGAGCCCCAGGUCCAGGCGCACGGCCACCACCGGGACCACAGGAUAGAACGGCAGCUGAGCAGCGAGCAGCUGAUCCAGGCUCGCAGGGACGAGCUGCCUCAGGAGGUGUGGAGGGAACACGCCGAGAGGAGGGAGAGGCGGACGCUGGAGAGGCAGACGUCCAGCGAACAGGAGGGCCAGGGGGGCCAGGGAGGUCAGGGAGGCCAGGGGAGCCACGGGAGCCACGGGAGCCACGUGAGCCACGGGGGCCACGAGGGCCGGCGGAGGGAGAGGGACCGACACCGGCUGGAGAGGCAGGAGUCCAGCGAGCACGACACCGGGAAGGAGCACUCGGACAGACGCUCCGGAGGAGGAGAGAAGAGGUCCACGCUGGCAGAGAUCGUAGAGCAGCUGCAGGAAAGAGAAGCAGCACAGGCCCGUGGCGAGGUCCCCCGCCUGCCCAACGGGUUACCAGAGAAGUCUUCCCGUCCCGACCGGCCUCGAGCUCGGGACCGACCCAAACCGCGACGCCGGCCGCGACCCAAAGAGCCCGGAGAGACCACGCGGAGGUCCAGGUCGGCUCCGGCCCAGAGCAGCCCAGCGGUGCCCCAGCCGCCGACGCACACAGCACACCACGAGGGCUUCCUGUUCCGCAAGCUGGACAUCGAGAGCCUGAAGAAGAGCACCAAUAGGUCAUGGGUCAACCUGUACUGCGUGCUGAACAAAGGGGAGAUGGGUUUCUACAAGGACGCCAAGAACACCACCACGCCCUACAACAACGAGCCGCUGCUCAACCUCUCCCACUGCCACUGCGACGUCACCAACGGCUACAAGAAGAAGAAGAACGUCUUCACGCUCAAAACGAAGGACGGCAGCGAGUUUUUGUUCCAUGCAAAAGAUGAGGACGACCUCAAAGCCUGGGUGACCAACAUCACCGCCAGUAUCUCGGAGCACGAGGAGAUUGCCAAAUGGGGUCAGCCCCAACCAACUACCUCAUCCACCGACGAGGGCACGCGCCGCGACGGCAGCAAGGCGGACAACCGCUCGGACCGAGGCGGCGAGCGCUCGGACCGGGCCGAGCGGAUCGAGCGGGCGGAUAAGGAGAAGGAGAAGGAAAAGGAGAAGGAGAAGGAGAGGGAGAAGGAGAAGGAGAGGGAGCGAGGCGAGCGGUCGGAGAGGUCGGAUCGGGGCGGCAAGUCGGACGCAAAGCGCUCGGAGAAGUCCAGCAAGAAGAAGUGA
Messenger RNA from Stegastes partitus (bicolor damselfish), 7653 nucleotides. RefSeq names its product spectrin, beta, non-erythrocytic 4b (gene sptbn4b). The coding region runs from base 1 to 7653 and encodes 2550 amino acids. Gene Ontology annotation, molecular function: actin binding; phospholipid binding; structural constituent of cytoskeleton. Lineage: Eukaryota; Metazoa; Chordata; Actinopteri; Pomacentridae. The record is from RefSeq and is a predicted model, not a curated record. Gene Ontology annotation, cellular component: spectrin. The transcript is spliced from 40 exons.